AUGGAUGAAGCAGUUAGGAAUAGGAAGAAAAAGAAAAAAUUUGAAUUUUUGGACAACGACGUUUGCAGGCAUCUUAACAAUCAUAAUUUAUGUCUCGAAAAUAACGUCAUUCACUAUUGUCCGAGAGCUGGCAAAAUUUUUACUCGACUUAACCUUCGCGAUUACUUUUUAUCGUUCAUCUUACCAAACAACGAUCGCUUAUUCAGCGAUGAUUUCUUGGACGACUGCCAGAUAUAUAAUUUUGUCGCUAGUGGCCAGACGUCAACAAGUUUAGGGAAUUUUACAGCAGCUGACAGUUACACAAGUGUAGCUCAGGUUCCAGACCUUCAAGCUUACUCGACGGUAGCUGUGUCUGAUCUGAGCAAUGAAAGUUUAUUAUUUUCGCAGAUUAGUACUACCGCAUAUUACUAUACAAGCGACUUGAACUAUUACGGCUUAGAAUCCGGUCAAAAUCUCUUUGAGACAGAUGAAAUCAGCUACGGAAAUGCGGUUAAGUCUCAGGAGAGGAAGUAUCCACCAAUAAAAACUUCACCCCCGGAACUUCCUGGACAACGAACUGCACUGACAGAGAGAAAAGUUUUAUUUACAACUGUUUCCGUUACCUCUGAUUUAGUGCCGCCAGACAGCCCUAAUCUGUCGGCUUCACCAACAGUACCAAUUUGGAGCGGCGGAAACAAACCAAGCAGAGUCAUCACCGGGCAACUAGUCGGUGAUCCUAAACUAAACAAAAAAGAGUGCAAGGGCGAUAUCAAAACAAAAUUAAAUGAAUUUUUUACUUAUAAUGACGUCACAAGACAGAAGUCAAACGGAUAUGUAAAACUAAAAAUUGAAGGGUCACUGACUAGUCCCUACAAACCAACAACGAUAGAAAAUGCAAAAGAAAUGAGUUUGGAAUAUACGCCUGCAACGAUAUCGAGCUUAAGAAGUCAGAUAAUUGAAAGAGAAACGAUAAAAGAUCGAUUCGUUAAAGCCGAUACUGAGAAAACUGCUGCCAGCGCGCCUCCAUCAGGUGGCGAAAGAACAAGAUUGACUUCUGCGACGCAAAUGCCGAGAGAUAUACUCGAAACGAUCAAAGUAACAGCAGUUGAUAACUUUACUACAAUGUUCAAGAAUUUAGAGAAAAACGAGGACGCGAGCAAUAAACUUUUAAGGGUGUCUGGAAAUUCACGUGGCGAAAGCUUUACCACUGAUUAUGACGUUGCUACAAAUUCAAAAAGCGUAGAAAAAAUCGAAAAAAAGGAAUUAACUAAGGUUUUUAAAAAACUACCUCAAAAAAACUAUACCACUAACGAUGAUCCCACAAGCUUGAAGACAUUAGAGGAAACUAGUGACAGGGCCACUAACCCUACUGCAGCGCUCAAAAAUUUGUCACGCGGAAAUACUAUCAGUUCAGGUAUUAGUCACGACUUGCCGAUUACCAACGCAAGUGAAGAAAUAGUUGAAAGAACUACUCAGUAUGACAAGAAAAUAGCGAGCUUUUUGGAUGAAGAUAAAAGAAAACAAAAGCCGAAUACAACUGUAAUACCAUUUUCAUACAUUUUCACUUAUCAGAAAAGCGGAUUUUUGUUAGAAGUCAAAGAAACUGUUGCAGUUUCAAAGGCGGAUGAGGGAAACAGUUUUGAGAUUGAUGUAAAAAACAUUAACGUAACAAAACUAACUUCAAGAACUUGGGAUCAAAGGACGAGAAACAAAACACAAAACAAAGUUAAGUUGCAUCUGCAAGAAUUUAGCGGAGCGCGCCGAAAAGAAAAAACUAUUGAGCCGUUGAAAAAUUAUUUGUCGGCUGAAGGAAACUGUCAGACACCCAACUGUCGACAACAAAAUACAACAGAUUACGCUAAUAAAAGUUCUGAAGAUCAGUGCUGUUGGGGCGGUCAUAAUUUUGACGCCUCUAGAAACGACAUCAAAAUAAGCAAAGUAACUGUCAAGGCCAGCAGCAAACCUGAUGACCGGUUCCGAGACAAAAAAUAUGAAAAGCUCAGAUAUGAAGAAACACGGUGGCCGUAUUUUCCAACUUCGCUAGCUGCGACGUCAAACACGCCAACAAGUUCUUUAAAAAAUUAUCAUGAAGGUCAUAAUCAGAGUUCCCAGACACUUCAGGUGCCAGAUCAAAGUCCAAAAAAUUACAUCCGGCUUAAGUACGGCCCAAAAAAGGUAGAAGGUUUCUGGAAUUAUCACUCGACGGAGGCAGUUCGAACAAAUAGACCUCCACUAGCUAGAGGAAGGAGAGUUUUUAUAGAACCAGUACGAGCAUGGAGGAAAAAUCCACCAGGCUCAUCCGUAGCGCAGCACAAUUAUGAAGCACCCAUAAAGCGAAUAUCUUCAGAAGGCAUCACAGUGACGGAAUACUGGGAGAAAAAAAAGUGGGAAUACAAGGAAACUGUAAUUUCUUUAGACUUCUUGGACCGUAAAGUACCGUGCCCAUUGUAA
Enterobius vermicularis (human pinworm) is the source of this 2430-nucleotide messenger RNA. The record is from the annotation of a GenBank genome assembly. Lineage: Eukaryota; Metazoa; Nematoda; Chromadorea; Rhabditida; Oxyuridae.